Messenger RNA from Stegodyphus dumicola, 8781 nucleotides. RefSeq lists its product as uncharacterized. NCBI's taxonomy places the organism in Eukaryota, Metazoa, Arthropoda, Arachnida, Araneae, Eresidae. The record is from RefSeq and is a predicted model, not a curated record.
GGUGCGGUCUCUGCACCACGGCGGAAUUAGACGCCUGUCAUAGGCACUGCAUAUAGUUAGUGUAUAGAUUUCUCUGAAUAACUGUCUAAUGAGACAGACUAAUAAAUAUUAGACGCCAUAGAAGACAAUCUAAGAAUACAAGCAUUUGCUCUGCCGGAAACUGUUAUUCUUCAUUUUAUAAGAAAGUUUGUCAAGAAGGUUUAAAAAUGCACUUCCUUGUUAAAAGGACAAUGGAGGAAGCGUUCCUGGACUCGUAGAAAUAAAAGCUUAUGAAACAAAAUAAAAAUGCAACAAGGCUGUUGUGAUAUAUACGGUAUGAGUGUUGAGAAGUCUAUGGGUAUGAGAAUAAGCUCAGAUAUUAUGGAGCCCAUUGAGCUUAUCCAUCAUGUCGGCUCAAACGAACGAGCCUCUCCUCCACUGGAAAGCCAGACUUGUUCCGGUGACGAAGAUGGCAACAGUAGCGAAAAUCAAAACAGAAGCCCUCCAACUAGUUGCGAGAACAGUACGAUGGAAGAGCCUAAAACAAAGAAACGACGUAAACAAAGUAACCCUUUGAGAUACCAGACUACGCCGGUGAUGCCUUUGUUAGAGAAUGAAGACUGCAAUCCUAUUGUGGACGAGCAAAGUAAUGAAGUACUUGAUUUGCAAACCAAACCUGAAAUUAAGCCAGAUGAAAAUCAAGUAUGCGCACUUAGGUGCCACCACUGUAGUAGUAUGUUCGAAACAGAAGAUCUGCUUAGGGUUCACGUUGAAGAAGAACAUGUGCAGAAAGUAUUGGAAAGGCAGCUCCAGCAGCAAUCAUACAACAAAACUACCUCAGUUAAUAACAAGGAAGGGAGCAACGAGCCAGCCAAAGAAAACUCAUCCAAAGCUAGUGAUAUUGCAAUGCAGCAAAUUGUUCCUCUUGACCAAACAAGAAACAGUCCUGCAGACGGUUUAAUGCAAGAAAGCAGGGAAUACAAAAAUCCACAUUUUCCAUUUCCACCAAUGCCACCUUUCAUUCCAUUUACUAGGAGUGAUGAAUCAAAACCUGGAAAUCUCCAGGUUCCACUUUCCAUGUUCCCUAAUCCGAUGACACCAUUCCUUUUUCCAGUCAUUCCUCAGGGCCAAACGCCACCAGUUUCCAAUGGCAAUUCACAUUCCGGUCAAGGCGUACGAAUUUUUAAUUUGGAAGCAUACUGUGAACUCUGUAAUAAAGAGUUUUGCAACAAGUAUUUUUUAAAAACGCAUAAAGCUAAUAAACACGGUAUUUACUCAGUUGAAUCAAUUGUCAGCUCUCCAUAUGGUGGUCCGUUUUUAUCUCCUAGCUUAAACAGUCCUAUUCCUUUACCUCAUUUGCUACAGACAUCAACUUCUGAACCUCUUCCAUCUCGUACAGGACUCUUCAAUAUGGAAUCAUAUUGUGAAAUAUGUCAAAAAGAAUUUUGCAAUAAAUACUUUCUAAAAAAACAUCGUCAAAAAAUCCAUGGGAUUAUGGAACCUGGUCAAAACAUGUCCCCUAGUACUACCCCUUCUCAAGAUACCAAAAGCAAUUCUCCAGUAAUGACUACCAGUGCUCUUUCUUUAACGUCUGCACCUAGUUUCAAUGAUAAAAGUCAAGAUGAAAUUCGGGAUACUUCACUUUCUAAGAUGGAAUUUCCUUCUAUCUUUAGUCUACAAAAUCACAAACCGAGUACUCCUGCUGCGCCUUCGGCUGCAGUUGUUCCAAAUUCAUCUUCCAGCAUAUGUCCUCCAGUUACUUCUGGUGCCAUGUCUGUGAGCCUUCAGUCUCCUGGACUUCAAGGAUCCUCAAAUGAAAAUUCUGUAUCGCAUGUAUUUACCCCUGAGAAGCUAAGAGAAAUGGGAGUAAUCAAUGCUGAUGCAUUUUGUGAGUUAUGUUGCAAAGAGUUUUGCAAUAAGUAUUUUCUUCGAACCCACAAAUUGAAUAAGCAUGGGAUAAACAUGCCGGAAAUUUCUCCUGGUAAAUCGCAAUUGGGGCCACUGCCACCGUCUAGUCACAAUCAAGGCAGUCAAUCAAAUGAAAAGGGUGAAAUUAAUUUUGAAGAAAAUCGCAUACCGGAAGAAUUGCUUCAAGAGCCUCAGGCAGGUCUAACAUUUGAAGGUAUAAGUGGUGAACUUUCUUGUGAUUUCUGUAAUAGGCCAUUUUCUAGUCUUUAUUUGUUGAAAAUGCAUAAGUUUUAUACUCAUAACAUUCCUUAUAUCAAAGAAGAGAGCAAAUCUAAACCUAAUUCUCCAAUCGCCGAAAAUCACAAUCAAGAAAACAAAGAAAAUGAAUUCAUUAAACCACAUUUGCCUCUUCCACUUCCUCCAACUUCAAUGAUUUCAGAUAGCAUACCUACAUCUUUGCAAGAGGAUGCAGCUAGUCAAGAUUUGCAAAAGCUUCAAAGCAUGAUCAGAGAACUCAAUGCCUCAGCAGGUUCUGAGAGUAGCAAAAUCAUAUGUAAUUUAUGUAGACUAGAGUUCGAUAAUAAGUACUUUUUGCGUGCGCACAUGAUGAAUGAACACGGUGUGCUUCCUAAUGAAGAUGGCCAUGUAACUGGCCAUAGUAAUUCAGAUUUUAGUCUUCAAUCUAAAUUGUCAGAAUGUGCAUCCGAUUAUCAAAGACUGAAUUACACUAAUGCGUCACCUUCCGUAGAUUCUGAAGCAUAUUGUGAGAUCUGUCAAAAGGAAUUUUGCAGCAAAUACUUCCUUAAAACGCAUAAGCAGAAUAUUCAUGGACUUCCAGUAGACAUGAGUUCGACUCCAAAAAAAUCUCUGGCGGAUGAGGUGUGUCAAAUAAAGACUAUAGUUAAUAACACCUUAUCGACAGCUCUGGUCCCUGUGUCAACAAAUGGCAGCGUGACGCCUAACACCAGUGCUAUGACCCCUUCUCUAAGCACCGCAAGUCAACCCUCAGUUUUAUCUUCACUUUCUGCUGUUACUUCUCAUAUUCCUGUUAUAACAUCAACCAGUCCCAUUAUUACCAUGCAGAGCCAAGUAUCUAGUCCUUCCACACCUCUUGCUACAUCUCAGCCUUCUUUAGCUGUGGUGCCUAAUUCAUCAGGAAACACUGUGCUUACCUCCAGUGCACCACAUUGUCAUAGUCUCACGCCUAAUACAAACUCUAUCCAAGCAUCUAACAUUGGUCAUUUGCCAAGCAAUUUGUCAGUACCUAAAAUAUCAUCGAUGUCUGUGGUAAAUCAAAACUUAAGUAUCUCUGCAUCAUCCACGAGUACGCCUACCUCAAAUUUAACAAAUAUCGCGCAGAUGGCAGCCCACACAGCUCACAUUCCCAGCUUGCACCAUUCUUCUUCUAAUGCUUUGGUUCCAAUAGAUAAACCACGCAAUCUGACAGGUCGUAACUACUGCAACAUUUGCAAUAAAGAACUAUGUAACAAAUACUUUAUGAAGACACACAUGCUUAAAAUGCACGGCAUUAAUUUGGAUAGUCAGCCCCAUGAAGCAGCUCGAAUAAGUACCAUAGGAGGAGUGCAGUGCGAUAUUUGCCAAAAAGAACUGUGCAGCAAAUACUUCCUUAAAGUUCACAAACAAAAUACCCAUGGCAUAUUUGAAGAAGGAUCACAAGGAAAAGACUUAAGAGAUCAUCCUACAUUUUUGGACAAGGAACAACCACUGCAAGGCUUAGAUUUAAGCGAUCCCAGUGGAAGAUACUUCAGUCAUUAUCCAGAAAUUUGUCCCGUCUGUAAUUGCCGUUUCAAAAGCAUUAAGUGGCUGAAGGCUCACAUGAUAAGUGACCAUGGCAACAUACUUAAAGAGAACUUUUCCCAUAAUGCUCUUCCUUCAACGCCUGAUAAUAGUAAUACCCCCAUAGAUAGCAGCUGCUUAUGCGUUUUGUGCGGGCAGGGAUUCCCGGACAAAGUCGCACUUCACGUUCACCUGAUCAAGGACCACCAUUCUCCGUCUGAUGAGCUAGGAGUCGUCCAAAAUAACUCAGGGAUAAAAACGUCAACGGCCGACUCCUCCUCGGGGAUGAUGGUCCCGGAACAGGCGAGGGUCAAUGGUACUUCUUCACCAGGCAGUGCAGCACCACCGAACGGCAAUCAUCCGAGACCUCACCCGAAGCCUCAUGGCGGUGGUGGCAGUCGAAUUUACCACUGUUCCUUUUGCGUUUACUCCACAAGGUGGCUAUCCAAUCUCUACGCACACGAGAAAAGGCACACUGGAGUGAACACUGAAGGAGAGAAGAAAUUCGUCUGUCGGGUCUGCCAUAGGGCGUAUCGAUACAACCAUUCGCUGCAACGUCACUUCUUAAGUCACCGAGCCGCUGGACUUAAUGUGAAGGAUAUGGCCCAGCCUCUAAUUAUGACCUCACAUUCACCUCACCAUCUUUCUCCAUCCUUGAACAGGCCCUGGAAUUCUCAUUUUCACAAGAAAGGAAAUGAUUUAAGCCUUCAUAACAAAGGUGUCGGGGGCAACCUCGGACAGUCAAAUAGCAAAAUUAAGCGCUACCGAUGUAGCAAAUGUAGCAAAAAAUUCCGUAGCAGAGAGCUGUGCCUAGCCCACAUCCAUGCUGCCCAUAGUGGAGGAAAACGAACCGGCGGUUCGAUGCUUCAGAAGAGCGUUAAGCCAUUUCGUUGCCGAUUCUGCGGUUUUUUGACCCGAGCCUGGAACGUGCUGAGAAUACAUAUCAAUAGGCAACACCACAACGACCUUCUUGAGUCGGUAGCAAAGCAGCCGUUUGAUAGCGCCUCCAGCGAAGAGAAACCUGCUUCUGCCGACAUACCUUCUGCCGCCGCUGAACAGACGACACCUGCUUCACCUGGCACUUCUUCGCCGAAGACAGGAAUACCUGACGGAUUCCCCCCUGGUCUGCCGCCACCGCCCCCCAAUAGCCCUCACCUCCCGAUGACUUUUGCCAUGCCUCAAAACCCUCCUACUGCUGGUUCCUUCAUCAUGCAACCGUUUCUGCUCGCUCAGCCGGAGUGUGACGGAGUCACCCGAAAUGGUACGUUUGUACCAUCGCUAGUCUACCUCCCUGUGUGCCAGAAAGUGUCCCAACCUAUGACUGUAGCUUUUACACUAACUCCGGCAUGAAGGCCGGGAGGAGAGAAAGAAAAAUGAUAAAUGUUAUGGUCGCGCCUCAUCGUGGCUUAGCUUCGUUGUAAAAUAUUUCCUGUGAGCCCGAAGUUCAGGUCCCGAUGAGUAUCGCGAACCACCCUGAAGCGAAAAAUCAAAAUGUAAUUGAAAAGCAUAAGCUGCUGUAGUAAUAUUUAUGUUUUUAUUCGUUGUUGCUUUAAUAACCUAUUAUAUAGAUUUUAAAAUGAUUAAUCAAACUUCAACACGGGAAAAAAAUCAAAAUGGUUGACAGUUUUUUGAACUAUUUGUUCUGCUAUGUGUAUAAGUGUAUUGUAAGUCAUAUCAGAAAGGUUGAACUCCGGUACUGUAGCAUGCAGUUUUAUUUACUAAAAAAAUUUAGAUUAGUGAGCCUAAAGGGAAGAACGUCCCUUAAGGUCAUUAAUCAUGGAAGGCCUAAUCUGGUUGCUUGAAAAUACAAGGGACUUGCUCAAGUAUACUAUCCUCUGCUUGCAGUUUGCUGAGUGUCCGCUGGCUGUAUUCGUCACUUGAGACUGCGGGUGAUCUUGUUUGUAUGUGACCUAGAACUCUUCAGUGACUGUCCUCCUUCUUACUCAGGGUCUUUUUAAAAUAAUAUUGAUAAAAAAAGAGAGAGAGAACAAAAGUACACUGUUGCCAUGAAGAAAAAUAGAAGAUCGCCCAGGUAUUCAGACGACGAGGAACUGGUGAGCAAUUACGUCAUCGAUGUGUGCCUGUGAAACCAAGCAAGAUGGAUGAUUGCAAUACGAGGUAAAAUAAAAAAAAAAAUAAAAAAAUGCGCAAAAAAAAAUGUAGAGGCCCGAAGUCCCCUCACUGGUAAGGUAAUUUUUGUUGCAACAAGUGGGCCUUCUCCUCUUAAAAGAGGGCAAAUAAAUGUUUAUUCCGAGCCUGGAUUUUUUCAGGUUAGAUGAAGUAAAAAUGACUUUUUCAAUUUGUUUUUCUGUCCGAAUGCAAUGUUCGGAAAACUUGUCCCACUAAUCAAUCAAAAUCACGAGAAGCUUUUUGAAACCUUCUCAAAUCCAUUCAGGGAGUAAGAUUGUAGACAAUAAUAAUGUAUGCUUCGACUCUAUUUAUUAUUAAGAUGAAAGAUAUUAUCUUGUAUUAUUCUUAGCUUAGAUGUCAAGAUGUAUGUAGAUGUGUGGUUAUUUAUUUCUGAGGUAUUUGUCUGCAGGUUUUUCGAACCCGCUCCGAAAAGAAAAAAAAAAACUUUCUGUUCUGUUUUAUUUUAUUUCUGACUUUGAUGAAAAAAGAAGAGGAAGAAAUAUUUCUCCCUUCUCUAGAUAGCGUGAAACAUGCACAGGACAGCUGUGUAGCAUCAGUGCAAUAUUGAAACUAGUCUGAUUUUCUUUUAUUUUCUCCUUUUAAAAUUCAUAAUUGCCAUUAUCUGUUUCAGUAGCAUGGAAUUUAUUUUUACUGUUGAAGCAAUUAAUUGUGCUUAUGAAAGAUUUUAUCGAACAUAAUUAAUAUUGCAAUUCAAGUAACUUAAUUAGUAUUCAUUAACUCUGAGUUAUUUUUAAAUGAGAAAUUCAAAUUAGUUUGAAGAAAUAUUAAUGUUCAUAAUUCAGAUGCUUAAUGAGAGGGACUUUUUGUUUAUUUUCAUUAUUAAUUCCGAUCUAUUUUUAAAUUACAAGUUUAAAUUAAUAUGAUAAAGGAAUUAUUUUUGAAUUAACGAAAGUUUCCCAAAUUCUUAUAAUAGAUUUUUUGAAUAAAAUUAUGUUGUUACAAAAUCAACCUCCGUUUGAUGAUUUCAUUAAAAAAAAAAUUUUUUUUGUUGCCGUAAUUAACCUUUAUUGAAUAGUAAUAUAAUGUAGACUUAAUGUUUAAUGAACAUGUUAUAUAACUGCGCAGUCUGAAGUUGCUUUGCAUUUAAAAUGUAUAUGUGAGCAUGUUUCACGCUGUUUUCCCUUUAUUUCUUUUGUUGAUAUACAUUAAUCUCGUUGUCUGAUGGCCAUUAAACUGCUUUUAUAGUGUCCACUCAGGAGUCUGUGGGACCACCAGAUUACAUUAAAGUUGAUCAUAUUAUGAAAAUCAGGGAAAAAAAAAAGAAUUGUAAGUUAAUCUUGUUUUUAAAACUUUCUGAGUGGGAAAUAAAAAGCAUAUCUUCGAUGCUUUAGAAUAAAAUCAAAAUAUGAGGAUCUUGUCUCCUCUUGCACAGUAUUUGAACGGGUAAAUUAGUAUUGUACACUGUUGAAACGUAAAUAAUGAAAUGAAUAUCUCUUUGAAGUGAAUAGUUAUAGUGUCGCUUUUUCAUUGUUUUAAGGAAUGUUGCCUCUAUUGUACAUAUAUGACUUAGAUGUUUACUUGUGGCCGCACUUGCUGUUGUUUGCUAUCUUUAUUUUUUUUCCGAGUGAUGUGAUUUUUUUGUUUAAAGAAAACACAGAUCUGAUUCGUCCUUCAUGUAAAAUUCUUUGCCUUAGCCCUCCUAGUCGUUAUCACCCACCUUCUUCCUUAUCAUUCUUACACUUGUACAUUCGCCAUUCUGCAGAGCACUGCUAGUAAAAAAAGCAAUACAGGUAUUUUGUUUUCAGCAUGCGUUAUAUAUAGCCUCUAGAAUGUUUUAAUUAAUUUGUGCCAUUUCAGUGUUCCGUCGCUUUAUGUGUUUUGAGUACAAACUGCAUAUGCUCUCAUUUUUAUAAAACUCUUAAGUUUUUCUUACCAUUAUUGUUUUUCUUUUCUGUCUUAUAUAGACAAGAAGUUAUUUGUGCAACAAAAUCAAGUUGUUAUAAUUUAGUAUUUUUAUAAAUGUCUUCCGUAAUCUGCAUCAUCUUUAGAAUACUUAAUUUAAUGGCUUUUAGAUCUCAAUAAAUAUUAGUUUGUUUAAAUGAACAUUAAUUUCUGAAAACACGUUUAAUUAUUUUUUUCACGUUAUCAUUCCAGUUAACUGGUAUAAAAUCUUAAACUCUGUUUUUUGGAUUUUUGUAAUCAGGACUCUUAAAAAACUGGUUUUAAAGUGCAAUUAGUGUGUGGAACUGUUAAAAGAAAUUUCAAUGUUAAUUCACGUUUAACUGCACUUAUUUAUUCAUUGUUAUCAUGACUGAAAUUUUUAACAGGAAAUCAAAUUCCGGUGUCGAAAAUCAAAAUAAUUUAAAAUCAAAACGAAUGCUACUAUGCUAUUUUAAAAGUGUUGAAUCACUGUGUUAUUUUAAAACGGAUUUAAUCAUCUUGGAUGUUAUUUUAACCAUGACUUUUAAUCAAGAUGUUAUUUAUGCUUUGCAAAACCUUACAUAAGUGUAUUAUGCCAAAUUUAAAAUUAUUUUCGCAUUUUUUUCUUCUUAUCGUGUAACUAUUUUUAAAUUUGCAGUUUUGUAUAAUAUUGUAUUUUUGAAUUAAUACAUUCAAGGAAUCCGGUUUUUGCUGCACACUUAACUAAUUAGUAGAUGUAAUAAUGAAAACUUCUGCCUUUCAUUUUUUAUUUAUUACUUUCAUUGUUUAUGAAUUUAAAUCUUUAAUGCAUUUACAUUGUGCUUGCAUAGAAAUGAAAUCAAAAUCAAGCAUGUUAAUUUGUAAGCUAUAUUUUAUUUGAUUGCAAUAUAUUCUUGUAUUUAUGUUACUUUGUUAAUGAAUUCAUGUUCUCCCGUGUUGCAUGUCUUGGCAUAUGUGGACUUUUUUUAAUUCUGCUUUUAGAGUUAGUAUAAUUUUUCAUGUACAAAUAUAAAGUUAUUUUAAUAAUAUAUUUUCUAGUCUAAAUACUACCAAAGUUGUGAAAUAAUAAAACUUUUUUUGGUAAUU